AUGGCCGAGAUCGUGACAGAGCCUUCCAGCGGGACCAAUGGCAAGAGCACCUACCAGAUGGACGAGCAUGCAGACAGCGAAGCAGCUCUUCGAAGGGUCGAAACGGCUGGCAACCUGUCCAUCUCGCCUGAGCUCUUUGAGAAGUUGUAUCUUUCGCCCAAGAAUGAGGUGUCAAAUAACCUUCGAACAACCUUUGGCAACCCAAGUCCACUUGCCGUCGUUGGCUUUAUCCUCUCCCUCACACCACUAUCCUGUGCCCUGCUCGGCUGGAGAGGAUCCGGCGGUCUCGGUGCAGCAGAGAACGGCGCGUACUAUUUCUUCGGCGGCCUGCUAAUGUUCACCGGCGGCCUUCUGGAGUUUGUCCUUGGAAACACAUUUCCCUUCGUUGUCUUCUGCUCGUACGGCGCCUACUGGUUCACCUUCGGCGCCACUUUGACACCUUACUACAACGCUUAUGGCGCCUAUUCACCCGAUGACCCCGCCGCCGGUCUAACCGACCCAGUCUUCCUCAGCACAUUCGCUUUCUUCCUCCUCUGGAUGGGCGUUCUAUCGUUCAUCUACUUGAUCGCCAGCCUGCGCACCAACAUCUUGUUCUUCCUCAUCUUCUUGACCUUGUGCCCCAUGUACUGCUGUCUCGCCGCCGGUGAUUGGCAGGCAGCACAGGGAAAUGCAGAGGCGGCGCUCACCUUACAACACGCGGGUGGUGCGAUGGCGUUCAUGUCCUGUCUGAUCGGGUGGUACGACUUCUUGGUGCUGGUUCUGUUGGCCGUCGAUUUCCCGCUUAAUCUGCCGGUGGGGGACCUGAGUCAUAUCAUCAAAGGGGCUGGGCAGACGGGUGGAAGGAGACUGAGGGUGAAGAUCAGUCGAGUAUGA
Messenger RNA from Endocarpon pusillum Z07020, 873 nucleotides. RefSeq lists its product as uncharacterized. Lineage: Eukaryota; Fungi; Ascomycota; Eurotiomycetes; Verrucariales; Verrucariaceae. Bases 1 to 873 code for a protein of 290 amino acids. The transcript has 2 exons. Gene Ontology annotation, molecular function: acetate transmembrane transporter activity. Gene Ontology annotation, cellular component: plasma membrane. The record is from RefSeq and is a predicted model, not a curated record.